AUGAAAUCCACCCUCCCCCGCAUCGCCUGCUUCCACGGCGGCGGCUCCACAGCCCCCAUCUUCAAACUGCAAUGCACACAACUCGAACGGGCCGUCGAAGAUGCCUUCAAACUGGUCUACUUCGACGGCCCAUUCACCGCCCCCGCUGGAGCAGGCAUCCUCCCUGCCUUCCGCGACUUCGCGCCCUUCAAAUCGUGGUUCACGAAAGACGCACACGGGGCCGACUACCCCGACGGAAGCGGGUAUGAUAGUAUCGGCCGGGACGGGGUGGAGCGGGUAUGGAAGAUGAUGGAGGAAGACGACAGCUCGAGCGGGUCAUGGGUUGGCGUGCUGGGAUUCAGUCAGGGGACGAGGAUAGCGAGUGGGUUGCUUCUUGAUCAGCAGCGGAGGAAGAGGAUGGGGGAGCUGGCAGAGGGCGGGAUCGAGUUGUUGUUUGGGGUGAUUUAUAUGGGGGCUUAUGGGCCGAUGGAGUCGGAGAUUGCGCAUCGGGCCUGCGACGACGACGAGCGGAUCUCCAUUCCGACAAUCCACGUGCACGGGCUCAAAGACGCCGUCCUCCCUCUCUGUCGAGAAAAUCUGGCUGCGUAUUUCGAUUCGUCGGCUGCGACGUUGUUUGAGAUCAAUUAUCACCAUGCGAUGCCGUGGGCGAAGGGGGAUGCGGUGGGGUUGGCGAAUCGGAUGAGAGAGAUGUAUGGGUGGGUGAAAUAG
Molecule: messenger RNA, 708 nt
Organism: Aspergillus wentii DTO 134E9
Lineage: Eukaryota; Fungi; Ascomycota; Eurotiomycetes; Eurotiales; Aspergillaceae
Exons: 2
Coding region: 1-708 (235 amino acids)
Biological process (GO): secondary metabolite biosynthetic process
Cellular component (GO): cytoplasm; nucleus
Source: RefSeq, a predicted model, not a curated record